AUAAGCAAUGGCUUCUGUAAGGAUUCAAUGUGGCUUAUUUGGGAUCUUAUGUCUACUUUCGACUCUGAGUAAAGCAGAUGCUAUGGAAAUGUACACCGUUCCUAAAGUCCUGGCACAGUGUGGAUGGAAUUUGACUCUAAACUGUGACAUAACUGCGAAAGGUGCUCUUGACAUUAAAAGAUUUCUCUGGAUGGAGAAGAAAGAGAUUUGCGAGUACACACAGAAAAUCCAAAACGGCACUGAUUUUGAAUGUAGACGACUAUCUUAUACGUACCCUGCUGGAAAAAUCUACAACUAUUCCCUGACCAUCUUCAAUAUCCAGCCGAAGCACAAGGGGACGUACCACUGCAAACUAGGCUCCAAAGAAGGCACGAUGAAUGGCAAGACUAUACUUCGAGUCCAAAACUGUGCUGGCAACAGUAGCACCAGUGUGUCUACCACUGUCGGCUCGUGCACAUUCAAAGAUGUCUACCCCGAACCCAUAAUCUUCUGGAACCAGGGAUAUGACAACCUGACCCAUCUGGCAGAGACGACGGUGACGCUAAACGAGACAACUGGACUUUACACUGCAGUUAGCACGCUCAAGCUCAAAAAGGACCCAUCCAUCCCGUACCAUUAUAACUGCUCCCUCUUUCUCAACCUGGACAACGAGAAGAACGAGACAAAGGUGGAGUGGGUGAGAUCUCUGAGCUUCUCAGAUGGACACAAGGUCAUUGGACAGUGGUUUGGCGUGAUGCUAGCGAUGGUUUUCGGGAUGAUACUGGUUUAA
This is a messenger RNA of Boleophthalmus pectinirostris (great blue-spotted mudskipper), 769 nucleotides long. RefSeq lists its product as uncharacterized. The record is from RefSeq and is a predicted model, not a curated record. Gene Ontology annotation, biological process: T cell costimulation; negative regulation of T cell proliferation; cellular response to lipopolysaccharide. The coding region runs from base 8 to 769 and encodes 253 amino acids. The transcript is spliced from 3 exons. Lineage: Eukaryota; Metazoa; Chordata; Actinopteri; Gobiiformes; Gobiidae. Gene Ontology annotation, cellular component: external side of plasma membrane.